GCUGCCCGCCGGAGCCCCAACGGUCGGAGCCGGCCGGCUGCGUUCCAGGGCCCCUCCGCGCUCUGGAAGCGGCGAGGCGAACGCCAACCCUUUUCCAAAGCGGAAGAUCGCGUUUUUAAAGAAUUUGGGGGUACUGUCUGCGUAGAGAACUUACGCUCUUGGUCUCCUGCCCACUAUAAAGAUGAAAGCUCGUCCGCCACGGUACCGGCACAUUUUGAGACGUAAUGCACAGAACUAGCCAGGCGGUCGUAAAGGCAAAGUGGAUUUGCCCACAACAAAAAUGGCGCGGGAGCACGACACCGCGAUAUCGCGCGCGCACAAGCCGGGAUGAGCGUUUGUAUGGCUUCAGCCGACGGGCGGAUGUUAUCAUUAUUCACUUCCGGGUGAGCUUACUCGGGCGCCAUCUUGUCUUGUUCGUAGAAGUAGAAGCAUCGAAAGGGUUGGAGCCGUAUUGGAAGAACGGUGGCGACGGCGGUGUUCCUGAACGAGGGCAGAUGUGGGAUCAAGGAGGACAGCCUUGGCAACAGUGGCCCUUGAACCAGCAACAAUGGAUGCAGUCAUUCCAGCACCAGCAGGAUCCAAGCCAGAUUGACUGGGCUGCAUUGGCUCAAGCUUGGAUUGCCCAGAGAGAGGCUUCAGGACAGCAAAGCAUAGUGGAACAACCUCCAGGAAUGAUGCCCAAUGGACAAGAGAUGUCUACAAUGGAAUCUGGUCCUAACAAUCAUGGGAAUUUUCAAGGAGAUUCAAACUUUAAUAGGAUGUGGCAACCAGAAUGGGGAAUGCAUCAGCAGCCCCCACACCCCCCUCCAGAUCAGCCAUGGAUGCCACCAACACCAGGCCCAGUGGACAUUGUACCUCCUUCUGAAGACAGCAACAGUCAGGACAGUGGGGAAUUUGCCCCUGACAACAGGCAUAUAUUUAACCAGAACAAUCACAACUUUGGUGGACCACCCGAUAAUUUUGCAGUGGGGCCAGUGAACCAGUUUGACUAUCAGCAUGGGGCUGCUUUUGGUCCACCGCAAGGUGGAUUUCAUCCUCCUUAUUGGCAACCAGGACCUCCAGGACCUCCAGCACCUCCCCAGAACCGAAGAGAAAGGCCAUCAUCAUUCAGGGAUCGGCAGCGGUCACCUAUUGCACUUCCUGUGAAGCAGGAGCCUCCACAAAUUGAUGCAGUAAAACGCAGGACUCUUCCAGCUUGGAUUCGUGAAGGUCUUGAAAAAAUGGAACGUGAAAAGCAAAAGAAAUUAGAAAAAGAAAGGAUGGAACAGCAACGUUCACAGUUAUCGAAAAAAGAAAAGAAGGCCACAGAAGAUGCUGAUGGAGGUGAUGGCCCUCGUUUACCUCAGAGAAGUAAAUUUGACAGCGAUGAAGAAGAUGAAGACCCUGAAAACACUGAGGCUGCGAGCAGUGGAAAAGUCACCAGAAGUCCAUCUCCAGUUCAAGAAGAGCAGAGUGAGCCAGAGAUGACGGAAGAAGAAAAAGAGUAUCAAAUGAUGUUGCUGACAAAGAUGCUUUUGACUGAAAUUCUUCUGGAUGUCACAGAUGAAGAAAUUUAUUACAUAGCCAAAGACACACAUCGUAAAGCAACGAAAGCUCCUGCAAAACAGCUGGCACAGUCCAGUGCACUGGCUUCCCUCACUGGACUCGGUGGCCUGGGCGGUUACGGAUCCGGAGACAGUGAAGAUGAGCGGAGCGACAGAGGCUCUGAGUCCUCUGACACUGAUGAUGAGGAGUUACGGCACCGCAUCCGGCAAAAACAGGAGGCUUUUUGGAGAAAAGAGAAAGAGCAGCAGCUACUGCAUGAUAAACAGAUAGAAGAAGAAAAACAACAGACAGAAAGGGUUACAAAAGAAAUGAAUGAAUUUAUACACAAAGAGCAAAAUAGCUUAUCACAUCUAGAAGCAAGAGAAGCAGAUGGUGAUGUGGUUAAUGAAAAGAAAAGAACUACAAAUGAAACGACAUCUGUUUUAGAACCCAAAAAAGACCAUAAAGAAAAAGAGAAACAAGGAAGGAGUAGAUCAGGAAGUUCUAGCAAUAGUAAAAAGCAUUCAGGCUCUGAUUCUAGUGGAAGGAGCAGUUCUGAAUCUCCAGGAAGUAGCAAAGAAAAGAAGGCUAAGAAGCCUAAACAUAGUCGAUCGCGAUCCAUGGAGAAAUCUCAAAGGUCUGGUAAGAAGGCAAGCCGCAAACACAAGUCUAAGUCCCGAUCAAGAUCGACAACCCCUCCCCGUCGUAAGCACUGAGGAAUGAUGUGGCAAGCAUGCCAUGAUGUUUUAAAAAAUUCCAUGAGUUUUAAGGGCUUGUCUCAUUAUAGAGGCACAUUGUGGCUGUAGGUGAAACCAGAAUCUUUUUUUUUUUUAAUCUGUAAAUAGGUGUACUUUUUCCAAAUGCUGCUCCAAGUUACUUAAUAGGAUUUCUUUGUAUUACACUUUUUUCAAAAAAUAGAGCAUAAUAAGACUAUAAACAUGCCAUUCUCUUUCAGCUGUAAUGUUCUUAAACUUAUUCUUGAAUGUACUGUGAUGUCAAUAAAGCUCUUUAGUUCAUUUUUGUUAAAA
Messenger RNA from Octodon degus (degu), 2552 nucleotides. It is a transcript of the gene Pnisr, whose product is annotated as PNN interacting serine and arginine rich protein. The coding region runs from base 225 to 2240 and encodes 671 amino acids. The transcript has 13 exons. Gene Ontology annotation, molecular function: RNA binding. The record is from RefSeq and is a predicted model, not a curated record. NCBI's taxonomy places the organism in Eukaryota, Metazoa, Chordata, Mammalia, Rodentia, Octodontidae. Gene Ontology annotation, cellular component: nuclear speck; presynaptic active zone.